This is a messenger RNA of Cuscuta campestris, 1467 nucleotides long. The record is from the annotation of a GenBank genome assembly. NCBI's taxonomy places the organism in Eukaryota, Viridiplantae, Streptophyta, Magnoliopsida, Solanales, Convolvulaceae.
UAGUAUACCGUAUAUAUACGUUGUCGCCUUCUCUCGAGGAAACCUAGGAAUUGAUCUUUUCUGUUUCUUGUUUUUUUGCCCGAAACCAUGGCCGUCCAAACCACGGCGGAUCUAAGAAAAGUCACGAUUCGGGUCUCAGACCCUGACCCGGACGCCACCGAUUCGUCCUCCGACGAAGAAGGUCGAGAAACGCCGGCAAAGCGCCGCAAAAUCGCGGUCUACGAAGCCUAUAUCCGCCGGCCGAGGAUCUCGCCGGCGGAUCCAUCACCGGUGACCCGAAAACAGGCGGGAGGUCCCAUGAAGAUCCCCGUUUCGGAUCCGGGUACGCGACGAAUGCCGAAAACACCCUUCCCCCAAGGGGUCAGGAAGCGGAAGUGGGGGAAGUGGUGCUCGGAGAUCAGAAACCCGUUCACACGGCGGCGGGUGUGGUUGGGAACAUUCGAUUCCGCGGAGGCGGCUUCAGAUGCUUACCUUGGCCGGAAGAAGGAAUUCGAGAUUGCCCAACAGGGAAUAACAGAGAUUCCACCGAUUGAAUCCAAGAAAGAGGACGGAUCGGAGGAAUCUGCAGAGGUUCUUGAAGUUCCGGUGAGCUCUGAUUCCUGUUCGAGUAACAGAGAGAUAGUAGCAGAAGAAGAUGGAGAGAUGUGGUUGGGGAGGUGGGUCCCGAUGGGGGAUGGGAGAGAGGUGAGUUAUUCAGUGAAAUAUGGAAUCCCCAUUAUUGAUAACUUUGGGCAUAUGCUUGGUGAAUUUAGGAGACUAGAUGAUGAGCUGUGGAUCUGUAAACCUGAGGAAGAUGAUGACUACUACCAUGGCUGCUAGUACCCAUUUAUGGUAAGCUAACUAGCAAAGUAGAGCAUAACUGAGGAGCUUCGUUUGCAACCACGACAUGGCGGAUAUGGAAGUGGAGAUGCAACAAAAUAUUCCAAAAUGAGAGUUGAGAAAGAAGAGACCAAAAAGGCUUUUUGACGACGAAAACCCCCGGGCAAAGUGCAAAAGGCAAAGCACACAAGUGUCAACUAUAUAUGAAGGGGUGGACAUCCCUGCAUAUAUGGGUCGCUGGCUUCAGUUGCACGACGAGAUUAAGCAGUGCAACUGUAGGAGAAGUUUCAGCCUUAUAUACAAGGAUCAAAUGGGGGGGCAUGGAAAUAGGGGAUAAAGAAGCUCAACUUAAUGGUGAUAACUGUAGGGGAUAAAGAAGCUCAACUGUAGGGGAUAAAGAAGCUCAACUCAGUGUGGUGUAAGAGUACGCGUUGGCAGUGUGAUGAAAAAGUGAUAACAAUAAUGUAAUAUGUCAGUGUGAUCUUUCAACCAUCGGUGAUCUGCGGUGGUACUCUGGUGGUCGGCGGCGAUGGAUGACAGUGUGACGGUGACAUUGUGACAGUUACAAAUUGACAAUAUGGUAGUGUGGCAGUGUAGCAAUGAGAGUGUUAACUCUUAUUUUAGUCUUAAAAAACUUAUGACUCAUAU